Molecule: messenger RNA, 1552 nt
Organism: Girardinichthys multiradiatus
Lineage: Eukaryota; Metazoa; Chordata; Actinopteri; Cyprinodontiformes; Goodeidae
Product: keratin, type I cytoskeletal 13-like
Exons: 8
Coding region: 121-1350 (409 amino acids)
Molecular function (GO): structural molecule activity
Source: RefSeq, a predicted model, not a curated record
GCCUGCACUAUAUCAACAGCCUGCCUCCCACUAUCAAACUCCACAGAGCUGCACAAUCCACAGCUGCCUAACGGUCUUCUCUCUUCGUGUUGUCUCCUGACCAGCAGACAGUUAGCCAUCAUGUUUUACCAGCAGAGCUUCGCCAGUGGCCCCUCUGUCAUCAACAGACAGACCCGCAGCUACACAUCCAGCGCUGCCCCGCACAAGGCCCACAGCGUGUCAGGCCUCAGCUUCAGGAGCGGCCCCCGCAUCUCCUCCUCUAGCGCUCGGGUUGUCUCCUCCGGGUAUGGUGGCGGUAUGGGAGGGGGCUUUGACCUUUCCAGCGCCAUGGACCAGGGCAACAUCCACCUGAAUGAGAAGGCCACCAUGCAGAACCUGAACGACCGUCUGGCCAACUACCUGGAGAAGGUGCGCUCUCUGGAGGCAGCCAACGCCAAGCUGGAGAUGCAGAUCAGAGAGUACUACGAGCAGAAGGGCCCAGCAGCAGAGAGGGACUACAGCCAAUACUGGGCUAUCAUCAACGACCUGAAAGACAAGAUCAACGCAGCCACCAUUGAAAAUGCCCACAUCCUGCUCCAGAUUGAUAACUCCAAACUGGCAGCAGAUGACUUUAAAACAAAAUUUGAACAUGAGUUGAUGAUGCGACAGUCCGUGGAGGCCGACAUUGCCAACCUUCGCCGCCUGCUAGACCAGACUACACUGACCAAGGCUGACCUGGAGAUGCAGAUCGAAGGCCUACAGGAUGAGCUGGCCUACCUGAAGAAGAACCAUGCAGAGGAACUGGCAGCAAUGCGCUCUCAGCUCACUGGCACAGUCAACGUGGAGGUGGACGCCGCGCCUCAGCAAGACCUGAACAAAGUCAUGGAGGAGAUCCGCGCCCAGUAUGAAGCCAUCACCGAUAAGCAUCGUCGAGACCAGGAGGCCUGGUUUAAUCAGAAGUCGGCAUCCCUGACCAAGGAGGUGGCCAUUAGCACAGAAACCAUCCAGACGUCCAAGACAGAGAUCGGUGACCUGCGGCGCACACUCCAGGGUCUGGAGAUCGAGCUCCAGUCUCAGCUUAGCAUGAAAGGGGCUCUGGAAAAUACGUUAGCAGAUACAGAGGCCCGCUACAGCGCCAUGCUAGCCAAUUACCAGAACACCAUCAACUCGCUGGAAGCGGAGCUCAGCAACAUGCGUUUUAGCAUCGAGCAGCAGGGUCAGGAAUACAAGAUGCUUUUGGACAUCAAGACCAGGUUGGAGCAGGAGAUCGCCACCUACAGGAGCUUGCUGGAGUCGGAGGAAUCCAGACCAAUUGGCACAGGAGGCUCAAAGACCACAGUCACAACCACAACUGUGCGCUCUUCCAGCUAGACGCCCAGACUGGCAGGACAAGCUGUUCUCAGACACACACACACACACUAUCGGUUAAUUAAUAGAUGCUACAUGAGAUGAGAGAAACUGUACUGAAAAAUGCUGAAAACAAAACCACGAAGAAGAAGACUUGAUGUACAGGACUGUGAGUGUGUUUGUGUGAGACUUGUCUGACAAAUAAAAUCUGCUGGUUGAGAUAAGA